UUAUAUCGUACAGCCAAAUGACCAUAGGUAGCGACGAGGUGCCAUAUUCAUCGUCUUCGGGAUCGUUUUCUCGUUUCAGUGCGAUCGUUUACCUUUACGCACUUGAAAAUCUUCUCUCGACCACUUCUACAGCUCCACCAGGCUUUGGCUUGCACCUAAAACGGGCUAAUGCAUUAACGUUGUAGUCCCGCUGCCCCUCCCUGUAGCGAACUGGAGACUCGAUUCGUGGUUCAUUCAGCUAGCUACAAGCUUGUCGUGCUGAGAAAUCAUGCGGCCACGGCGACCAUGCACAGUGACGUGUGCAGGUCUUCUUGAGCUGACGGCGUAGUGAUCGUCUUUGCGUGAUAAAACGAACACGAGAACACCAGAGCAAGCGAGGUUGCUCGCAAAGAAGCGAAGAUCAUACUACAGAGGAACAACUGCAACAAGCGGCCACCGCGUAUCCACCACGUCAAUAUUGACGCUUUCCUAUUAGGUGGACAAGGGAGGCACAAAAAGGACCCGGCACGACAGCACGAUGCCGACCAUCGGUCCGGAUCUGGAGAAGCGGCUCGCCGCGUUCUUCGACGUGUACGAUAUCGAUGGCAAUGGAGACAUCGACAUCUCCGAGUUCAACAAAAUCGAGGUUAGGUUAGAGGUGCAAUCCUCAGAAGCGAGCAAGAUGUGGGGACUGGGCGGCAUGGACGCCGAUGCGGAUCCAGCCGGCACCAUUUUCUACGACCAAUUUCGUACAAUUGAGGGUUUGGCUUUUCAUCUCUGAAAAUAUUCGCUUCAUCCAUCAUUGGAUCGCAGCAUUGGUUUCCAAACAUGAACAAGGGAUGCAUGUGCGUCAGUUCAUCAUCGUCAUCAGUUUUUUGCCAAAAAUAGUCUUUUUCCCGCUUCUCAGGUACAAGGAUGAUCCGAAUCAUGCACAUGGCCUCCUUGUCAGAAGAAAUCUUCGUGCAGAAAAUCAACGAGCGUAUCAACAUGAUAGUAUCCGAGCGAAAACUCAUGGGUUUGAACUACCACUACGGGAUAAGGUGCAUGAUCCAGAAGUUAUUCCGCGCUUUCGACGCAGAUAGUAUUUUUUCGUUCUUUUUGCUUGCACGCUGCUCGUGUUUCGUUGCUAUUCCACCUGUGUAUGUGUAGAAGUUCAAGUUUAGUGGUUUUACAUGAAAGUAAAACGAACUCAGUCUACACUUACGCAAAAUCGAAAUACAGACGGCGGCGAGAUAGAAGCCGAGGAGUGGAUAGUGGCGACAAAAGUAAUAGCAGACGGGCUCAAGGAGCUCACGCACACAGAGGACCUCGACAUGAGCAAAUACCACGGCGCGGAUGAUUCUGGGGACGGUAAGCUUUGGUUAGGAAAAUGACCCAACUAGCGCUAGCGCGCUACGGUUUUUUCUUGUUCCGUGAUUGUAUUCAUCAACAGCAUCGAAGAUGGCAUGUUGAUUUCAAGUACAAGUUUUGACAACUUCCUCACCAGGUAACAUCGACCCGGAUGAAUUCAUGGAGUUCAUGUACAGUGUACUCGAGCCUUUUGGCGAAAAGUAUUCCGGAGACGAAAUCGAGGAAAUACUAAAGCAGCUCCUGGGCAUGGUCCCAACCGGAAGUGCACAGCGAAUGAUAAAACUACCGCUCUUUGCUGCCUUCCCCGAUGUCGUGCUCAAUAGAAAAAACGUACCAUAUUAGCUGCAGCUUUUCCUUGUUUCAAGCUGGUGACAUGUGAUGAUGUUGUUGUGCAGCUAGGUUCGCGCUCCGCUGGUGUUGGUGUAGGUGUCAUAACGUAGUGAACGCCAUUUGUGAAUUGAAUCAAUCUUUCAACACAGGAAUGGCAGCACCCCAACCAAAAGGCAAAAAGCUGUGAUGGUUGGGAGGAGAUAACAGAGCUCGCGAUUGACCCUGUCGUAAUGAAAACCGCACGAGACAUCAAGCAGAUGAUAGCAAUAAAGCUCGCAUUGCCCUACGCCACGGAGAUGUCGGUAUCUUGUCGUUUUCAUGGCUUCAUUUUGGUUGACGUUGACCUCCAGUACCAGUAGCUGGUGUUCUACUGCUUUGUCGUCUUUCUGAAAUAUGGAUUUCUGUAGUUUUUUUUAAGUAUUUUGCUGCGCUUUCGUAGGACUGCAAAUCCAAAUGAUUUUGCAAAACGAAGUGAAUUUUCAUGAAAACCCAAUACAGCUCUUCUACCGCGCCUCCGCCACGGAUCCCGUCUUCAGGCUUCUCCCCGAGGAGGGUGACGAACUCCGUGACGUAUUCAAAACCUUCCACAAAUCCACGGGUGUAAAGCAACUGUGGGUGAAAAACUUCCGCGUCGCACCAUUGCUCGCAGGGUGUAAGAAAGUAGAAGUCAUCACAGACGAGGAAAAGAUCGAGGAGAUACAAAAGAAAAUGAGCGGUAUUUAUUUUCUUGUGCAAUUAUGCUUUGUUAUUGUUUCUUGCUCCUUUAUCUGUCCUGUAGCUGUGCAAGUCGUAUGCAAUUUGUUCUUUUCCUGAUCAACAUCAAAUUAGAUUUCCGUGUAACUUCAUUAACCUUUACUCAGGUCAACGCGCCGGCGUCCUGGACUUCGAAGACCUCGUCCACAAGAAGGGUGACUACCCAAUAAAGGGCACGAUGAAGAUAGGCCUGGGCGAACAAGUUAUGUGCGAGUUCCCGGCGAGCAACAUGAACCAGAAGUACCCCUACCGAGUGGAGGCGUACGUCAAGGGGGACGGCUUGAUAACAGGAGUAGUGGAAGAGCGACUAGAAAAGACGGUGAAGAAAGGUAUAAUGUUGAUGAACUGAAGUAGACAAUGACAACCACGUGUGUGCGAAGCAGAUUUCGAUUUGGAAUUGUUUUCAGUUGUGAUGAGGAUGACGGAAAAAUUGGAUUCUGCAGCUCAAUAUCACCUCAAUUCGUUCGUAAUAUCAACACUAUCAGGUCCACCACCCGACUUUUCCCUUCGGUGGUCCUUUGUCGGCGAAGGGAAGCCCGGGGACGCAAAAAUCAUCGUGGAAAUCGGCUGGGACCAGUAUGAGCACGAGAUGGAGUGCACGGAUAACCCCUACAGGAACGAAACCGUGUUCCAGUUUCUCGCGGACGUGCAGUGCACGGAGGAGGCGCCCAAGCCGGGCUCGAAAUCAAACGUCUACUGGCACGGCCUGAUUUGGGAUGGCAAUCAGACCAAGGCGAGCAAACCAAAGUAGACUGGUCCGCGCUCUAGUACUUAGCUGACCAGCACAGUCGUGGUCGUGAGCUGCUUAUCGAGAAUUGUAUCAAAUUUGCUUCAAAUUCAAGAGGAAAACUGUCAAACUGUUCAAAAUCUUACGUUACAAAACUGUUGCCAACAAUGGCUCGCAAAGCCAUUCGUUCAAAAUCUCAGAUAAAAGCAAUGAGGCAUCACGUACUUGGCGGAUAGGUCGAGUGCGUGGUGACAAUGGUUUUCCAUUGCGGAAGAGAAUUAUUCCAGACAAGAAACACGAAAACUUGUAUGAUGACGAACUGGAGGCCGCUCGCUGACGAAAUCGAAACAAUUCGGCCGCAUCCUUGCCCCUGUC
Molecule: messenger RNA, 3514 nt
Organism: Amoebophrya sp. A120
Lineage: Eukaryota; Dinophyceae; Syndiniales; Amoebophryaceae
Source: the annotation of a GenBank genome assembly